AUGCAAUUUUUACUCUCAUUAUUCUUCAGCCGACAUUUACUCACCAACGUACUCCUUUUUCUGUCUAUUAUUGUGCCCUCAUUUACUCACCAGAGUACUCUUUUCUCUGUCUAUCAGUGUGCCCUCAAUUACUCACCAGAGUACUCUUUUCUCUGUCUAUCAGUGUGCCCUCAUUUACUCACCAGAGUAAUCUUUUCUCUGUCUAUCAUUGUGCCCUCAAUUACUCACCAGAGUACUCUUUUCUCUGUCUAUCAGGGUGCCCUCAUUUACUCACCAGAAGUACUCUUUUCUCUGUCUAUCAUUGUGCCCUCAAUUACUCACCAGAGUACUCUUUUCUCUGUCUAUCAGUGUGCCCUCAUUUACUCACCAGAGUACUCUUUUCUCUGUCUAUCAUUGUGCCCUCAUUUACUCACCAGAGUAAUCUUUUCUCUGUCUAUCAUUGUGCCCUCAAUUACUCACCAGAGUACUCUUUUCUCUGUCUAUCAGUGUGCCCUCAAUUACUCACCAGAGUACUCUUUUCUCUGUCUAUCAUUGUGCCCUCAUUUACUCACCAGAGUACUCUUUUCUCUGUCUAUCAUUGUGCCCUCAAUUACUCACCAGGGUACUCUUUUCUCUGUCUAUAAUUGUGCCCUCAUUUACUCACCAGAGUACUCUUUUCUCUGUCUAUCAUUGUGCCUCAAUUACUCACCAGAGUACUCUUUACUCUGUCUAUCAGUGUACCCUCAUUUACUCAGAGUACUCUUUUUCUCUGUCUAUCAUUUGCCCUCAUUUACUCACCCAGAAGUACUCUCUUUUCUCUGUCUAUCAUUGUGCCCUCAAUUACUCACCAGAGUACUCUUUUCUCUGUCUAUCAUUGUGCCCUCAAUUACUCACCAGAGUACUCUUUUCUCUGUCUAUCAGUGUACCCCUCAAUUUACUCACCAGGGUAUUCUUUUCUCUGUCUAUCAUUGUUGCCCUCAUUUACUCACCAGAGUAAUCUUUUCUCUGUCUAUCAUUGUGCCCUCAUUUACUCACCAGAGUACUCUUUUCUCUGUCUAUCAGUGUGCCCUCAAUUACUCACCAAGAGUACUCUUUUCUCUGUCUAUCAUUGUACCCUCAUUUACUCACCAGGGUACUCUUUUCUCUGUCUAUCAUUGUGCCCUCAAUUACUCACCCAGGGGUACUCUUUUCUCUGUCUAUCAUUGUGCCCCUCAUUUACUCACCAGAGUACUCUUUUCUCUGUCUAUCAGUGUGCCCUCAAUUACUCACCAGAGUACUCUUUUCUCUGUCUAUCAUUGUGCCCUCAAUUACUCACCAGGGUACUCUUUUCUCUGUCUAUCAUUGUGCCCUCAUUUACUCACCAGAGUACUCUAUUCUCUGUCUAUCAGUGUGCCCUCAAUUACUCACCAGAGUACUCUUUUCUCUGUCUAUCAGUGUGCCUCAAUUACUCACCAGAGUAAUCUUACUCUGUCUAUCUCUUUUCUCUUUUCUCUGUCAUUGUGCCCUCAAUUACUCACCAGAGUACUCUUUUCUCUGUCUAUCAGUGUGCCCUCAAUUACUCACCAGAGUAAUCUUUUCUCUGUCUAUCAUUGUGCCCUCAUUUACUCACCAGAGUACUCUUUUCUCUGUCUAUCAUUGUGCCCUCAAUUACUCACCAGAGUAAUAUUUUCUGUCUAUCAUUGUGCGAUCAAUUCACUUUUCUUUUUGCCUGCUUUGCAAUACUAUUUUCUCUGUCUGCUAUCAUUGUGCCCAUCAAUUCUUCUCUGUCACCAAUUUACUCUUUUCUCUGUCUAUCAGUGUCUUUUCUCUACCUCAAUUACUCACCAGCGUAAUCUUUUUCUCUGUCUAUCAUUAGUCUCUGUCUAUCAUUGUGCCAUCAUUUACUCACCUGCGUACUCUUCUUUCUUUGAGUCAUCAGUUCUAUCAUUGUGCCCUCAUUUACUCACCUAUGAGUAUCUCACCCUACAUUCUCUGUCUGAGUCAUCAGUUACUCAUUCUCUGUCUGCUUGCCAUCAGUUACUCACCAGAGUACUCUUUUCUGCCUGUCUAUCAGUUGUCACCAGCCUCUUUUUACUCAGUCUUCAGACUCACCAGCGUUUUCUCUCUCUAUCUUUGUGCCCUCAUUUACUCACCAAGUACUCUUUCUCUGCCUCUUUGUCUAUCACCAGCGUCUCUUUUCUCUGCCUGUUUGGUCAUCAAUUACUCACCAGCGUACUCUUUUCUCUGCCUCUUUGUCAUCAGUUAUCAUUGUACUCUUUUCCCUAUGAGUCAAUCAGUUACUCACCAGCGUACUCUUUUUCUCUGUCUAUCAGUUACUCACAAGUACUCUUUUUCUCUGCUCAAGUGAGUCAUCACCACAAGCGUAAUCUUUCUCUCUUUGAGUCAUCUAUCACCUGUGCCCUUUUCUUGCCUCAGUCAGAUUUACUCUUUUCUCUGUCUAUCAUCAGUUACCUCAGUACUCUGCCCAGAGUAAUCAGUUAUUAUUGCAAAGCAUUGCCUGCUUUGAGUCUUCAAUUACUCCCCAGCGUACUCUUUUCUCUGCCUGCUUUGUCAUCAGUUACUCAAGCGUACUCUUUCACCUGCUUUGAGUCAUCAGUUACUCACCAGCGUACUCUUUUUCUCUUCUUUAGUUCAGUUGUGGCGUACUCUUUCUCUGCUUGCUUUUUCAUCAGUUACUCACCAUGCUCUUUUUCUCUGCCUUCGUUGCAUUAUCAAUUCUCUGCCUGCUUUGAGUCAUCACUGCUACUUUGA
Molecule: messenger RNA, 2730 nt
Organism: Acanthosepion pharaonis
Lineage: Eukaryota; Metazoa; Mollusca; Cephalopoda; Sepiida; Sepiidae
Source: the annotation of a GenBank genome assembly